This is a messenger RNA of Aspergillus versicolor CBS 583.65, 1010 nucleotides long. RefSeq names its product dolichyl-diphosphooligosaccharide--protein glycosyltransferase subunit 4. NCBI's taxonomy places the organism in Eukaryota, Fungi, Ascomycota, Eurotiomycetes, Eurotiales, Aspergillaceae. The record is from RefSeq and is a predicted model, not a curated record. Bases 297 to 524 code for a protein of 75 amino acids. Gene Ontology annotation, cellular component: oligosaccharyltransferase complex. The transcript is spliced from 2 exons.
AUAAUAAUGCCGGAGUAAUGCGGUUCGAUUAUCUAAUUAUACCUUUGUGCCACGCAGCUCUCUCGUGCUACCCGAUUGGGACACACCUCUCACGGCGGGCGUCGACGACAGGUAUUCAUCCCUUCUGCUACAAUCGUAAUCCACUGCAUAUUGCAAUUGGCCGUGUUCCUCGGUGAUUAUUGACACGCAGCUAUCGUUCAGACUCAGCCUCCUUGACCCAGACGUCCCACCGCAUUCCGUGUCAUCGUUAUACUCUCGAUCAUUAACAGGUCGCUCUAAAACACGCACUAUCCACAAUGAUCACAGACAAUGACCUCCACCGCCUCGCCGUCUUCCUCGGCUCCUGCGCAAUGAUGUUGAUUGUUCUCUAUCACUUCCUGGAGGUUAAUGCUAAGGAGGAUGACGAUGACGCUGCUACUGCAACCAAGAACUCGAAAGGUGCCUCGAUAGACUCGGCUACUCGCACAUCAGCUACGGCGACCGCAGGGAGCUCGUCAGCGACUGGAGGGGGUACGGACCGAUAAUUUAUUCUACAAUUCAUUCUGUGUAUCUUAUCUUGGGCAAUCAAUUCGAUAAACUUUGUGUCUGGUUGGAAACUGGGCACGUUCUGAGCAAAUGGCCGUAUUUACUGACUCAUUGUUUCGGAUAUUGGUUAAUAUACAAAGCUAAUUGAGGGCCCAAAUCCCUUCGAUAAAACACCCACGUAAUAUCAACGCCUGGACGCCAUUUAUUGCGAUAAGAGGAAUCCAGAACCAACGCCAUAUAAGGUAUACUACACUACCACGCUAUGCAGGUAAACAGCCGCUUCAAGAUUGGGACCGAACUUCAUAGACAUCUUCGUCGUCCGCCACCCUGGGAUUGCGCAACGGAGUGGCUAGUUCGCAGCCACCCGGGUCCAACCCGACGCCAAUAUGCUCCUUCAGUCGCUGUACUGCCUUAAAUAUCUCACCAGCCUUUUCAUGCUGGGAAUAAUGUCCAUGAACUCGAUUGAACGCGCGAAUCGAGCGGUA